CUUAUCUGAAAAAUCGCGCGCGGAAUCCAAAAUUUCUUAACCAAAUUUAAUACACAGAAAUAUCCCAUAGAAAAUUCACCAUCGCUAAAAUUUUAUAUCAAUAUUGUAUUAUUUUGCUGCAUCUUCCCGCUUUGGGAAAACCCUAGCUAGAUUUGGAUUCGUCCAGUUAUUUCUCAAAGAUUCCAACUUUCACCGAAUUCUGCAUCACAGAUCCUUUUUCUGGUGGUUUUAGAAUCGAAUAUUCGGCUUUUUUGUUUUGAGUUUGAGCUUCGAUCUGCGAGCUUCGAAGCUAUGGAUAUUCGCAAGAGAGCCAGAGGUGAAUUCGACCCGAAUGCUAAUGGUGGAUCCAAGAGAUCUAAGCCAGAAAUGGACUCCUUAUCAGGUGGUAUAGGAAGCAAAUCGAAGCCUUGCACGAAGUUCUUCAGCAUGGCUGGUUGCCCCUUUGGUGAGAAUUGCCACUUCCUUCACUUUGUCCCUGGUGGCUACAAAGCCGUAGCCCAGAUUAUGAAUCUCGCUCCUGCUCCUGCUCCUGCCUUUAAGACACCAGCAGGGCCGCCGCCAAUCCAGAAUGGUUCAUCUCCAGCCGCUGCUGUAAAGACCAAAUUAUGCAACAAAUUCAACAGUGCAGAAGGUUGCAAGUUCAACGACAAGUGCCACUUUGCUCACGGAGAGAGGGAACUUGGCAGACCGAUUGCACACUCUCAACCUCAAGAGGAUGCUCGUGCAAUGGGAUCCGUUCCUCCCUACUUUGGUGCUCGAGCAGAUCCACCUGUACAAGGACUUGCAGCCGGUUUUGGUGCCUCAGCCACAGCCAAGAUCAGCGUAGAUGCUUCUUUGGCUGGUGCCAUCAUUGGGAAAGGUGGAGUCAAUUCCAAACAGAUCUGCAGACAAACAGGAGCCAAGCUAUCCAUUCGGGACCAUGAAACAGAUCCCGGUCUAAGAAACAUCGAGCUUGAGGGCACAUUCGAGCAAAUAAAGCAAGCAAGCACGAUGGUGAGAGAGCUCAUUGUCAGCAUCGGAGCUGGCAAUGCCCCAGGGAAGACAUUCGGAGGGGGUGGAGGCCCUCCGACCCCAGGAAGCAACUUCAAGACCAAGCUCUGUGAAAAUUUCUCCAAAGGGUCGUGCACAUUUGGAGAUCGAUGCCAUUUUGCCCAUGGCGCAGCUGAGCUACGUAAAACAGGUUUUUGAGUUAUCCAAUUGUCGCUGUUUAGUUUCAUGUUUAAUCUGGUUAUGUUCCAUACAUUUAUAUAGCAAACUUUGUUUGUUAUUAAUUGUAGUUUUGCUUCUUGUGCAUUACCAGUUUUGAUAAUUUAUUUUGGGUUUUGUUU
Molecule: messenger RNA, 1328 nt
Organism: Salvia miltiorrhiza (redroot sage)
Lineage: Eukaryota; Viridiplantae; Streptophyta; Magnoliopsida; Lamiales; Lamiaceae
Product: zinc finger CCCH domain-containing protein 14-like
Exons: 3
Coding region: 292-1188 (298 amino acids)
Molecular function (GO): metal ion binding; mRNA binding
Source: RefSeq, a predicted model, not a curated record